AACGGAAACAGCUCGCAAGGGGCUUAGACUAAUUUACGCACUUCGUUAUUCUUGUCAUUGUCGUCUGCAUGGUGGCACUCUUGUGGAGUUAUUCAUUCAUCAAAAUGUUAUUUCCACAACUCUGAGGAACUCCAACUUCGACCAAAAUGGAUUUACUUAAAGCCGAGAUUGCCAAGAAGAGGAAACAACUGGAAGCGAGCAAGGUCGUUGCUCCUGAGUCAGGCAAGAAAUUUUUCAAACGGGAAGACUUGAUCAAACGACAGGAGGAAGAAUAUUGGAAAAAACACCGAAAGGAUGACAGUACUCAUUCAAAGGAGACAAAAGAAGAAAGUAAACGGAGAGAAUCCACAGAGACAAUGGAUCCCAAUCUGGUGACUUUGUCAAGACAGGAGGUCAUCAAACGGCUGAGGGAGAGGCAGGAACCGAUCAGAUUGUUUGGCGAGACAGACGCCGAGGCAUUCUUCCGGCUACGUCGUUAUGAAAUGUUGGCACCUGAAAUCAACAAGGGUUUGAGGAAUGACUUCAAGGAGGCGAUGGACAAAGUGGACCAGCAGUACCUGGAGGAAAUGGUAAAGCUGCAGGGGGAGGACGUCCCCAACAGGGCCUACGACAUCAAGUACGAGGAUGACGGCUCCACCAUCGAUGACAUCAUCGAGAUGUCGGCCGGGAUGGGGCAAGGAGAUGAACAGCUGGACGGCAGAGUUAUCACGUGGUUCAUCAAGUUCUUGCUGAAGAUGUGGGCCCAAGAGCUGAACCGGCGAGAAGAACACGUGAAGCGCAGUAACAGGGGCAAAUUGGAGAGCGCCACCUACAGUCAGACAAAAGCCUACCUCCAGCCGCUCCUUAGAAAGCUCAAGAAACAGUCUUUAGCUCCUGACCUGCUGGAGAGCUUGGUGAACAUUAUCAGAUACAUGCUGGACAGAGACUAUGUCAAGGCCAGUGACACGUACCUUCAGAUGGCUAUUGGUAAUGCCCCUUGGCCCAUCGGAGUGACCAUGGUGGGAAUCCAUGCCCGUACAGGCAGAGAGAAGAUCUUCUCCAAGAACGUGGCUCAUGUGCUUAAUGAUGAAACGCAAAGAAAGUUUAUUCAGGCACUGAAGAGAUUGAUGACCCAGUGCCAGAGGCAUUUUCCGACAGACCCAUCCAAAAGCGUGGAGUACGUCAAGAGCGAUAUCAUUGAACACUGACAAUGUCUCCUUCAGUGAAGGGACGAUGUUUCAAGUAAAGCAAUGCUGUCGUCAUCUUGGCAUUUGGAAUUAGGCAGUAAAGUUCUUCUGUUGAGAGGGUUCUAUGAAACUGUGCACGUACAUUUGAAGGAUGCAAGAGGUGAACAUCUGUACUACAGUGAUAUGUGGUUCUUCUGCAGUCCAAUCUUUUGCAUGUCACCUCAACAUUAAAUCUUCAUUUAAAAAUCGACCCACUGCAUGCACAAAUAUGCAGUCCCCAGCAGUGGAAAGUCUUUUCUUAUGGAAACUACAGGUUUUUGACCUGGUGCAUGUGUAGGGAACACUCAGUGCAGGCUGUCUACAGGCAUGGAACUUUUGCUCGGAUCAGCUCAUUUCUUUGGUUUUUUCAUUUUGCACUCAUGCCAUUGAAAAUUGAAGAAACACUCUACAAAGUCUUGCAAAAAUUUGAAUUUCUUGUUUUUGUUAAAGUCCUAGUUACAUGUCCGAGUCUAAUUCAUUGGGUCUGAUCUGCUCCUAUUGCCAUUAUUUUGAAGUGUGCACUGAAUGUGCAUUGAGACAUUACUCACUUUGAGUGAAUUACAGUAAAUUCCCCACUCUAUAAGUUUCCAGGGUUGAAGUAUUGUAAUCCAGUACAUAGAACGUUCCACAGGUUGGUGGGAAUUGUUUCGACAAGGUGCUGGGCUCACAUACUAAGCUCUUACAUUUCAACAGAAAUCGGUCGUGCGUGCUCAGCGUGUCCUGUACCAAAAUCCAAAUUAACCUGUAUGCGAGGGAAUUUCCCAUCAAAAGACUGUCUUUGCCAAGUAAAAGUAUGGUUCUACACAGCAGAUUGUCCAAAUAUUAUUUCUAGUAGAAGUAGGAACUUGCUCGAUUCAAGCAUAGUAUUGCAUUUUCAUUUACCUUCCCUCUGAGGUAGACAAUUGGUACAGGGUCUUAAAAAUUUCUCAUGGCGAAACAAACUUCACGGUUUUUCCCAAGUUUAGGGUAUUUCAUCCUCUGGAAAAAAUGCUAGGGACGUAGGCCCAAAGCUUGUAUUUUGAAUCACAUUUUCCAGCUGUCUUUUUCCUAAAUCUGCAUAUAUGUAUGUAAAAUAUUAUUUAGAUCUUCACACUGAAUUUGUUGUACAUGUAGAUGUUUUCCGUCAACUGUUUUCGAAUCUCAGAAAUUUCUUUCCGUAAAUAAUGCAGAUUCACAGACAAAGACUUCUUUCAAAUAUUACUUUGCUUUGUAUUUUACAAAGACAAUAGUGUAUGGUAUUUUUAACCCCUCCCCC
Messenger RNA from Acanthaster planci (crown-of-thorns starfish), 2460 nucleotides. RefSeq names its product pre-mRNA processing factor 18 (gene prpf18). Gene Ontology annotation, biological process: generation of catalytic spliceosome for second transesterification step; RNA splicing. The record is from RefSeq and is a predicted model, not a curated record. Gene Ontology annotation, cellular component: U5 snRNP; U4/U6 x U5 tri-snRNP complex; U2-type post-spliceosomal complex. Lineage: Eukaryota; Metazoa; Echinodermata; Asteroidea; Valvatida; Acanthasteridae.